Asparagus officinalis (garden asparagus) is the source of this 1951-nucleotide messenger RNA. RefSeq names its product protein SLOW WALKER 1. The transcript has 2 exons. The record is from RefSeq and is a predicted model, not a curated record. Lineage: Eukaryota; Viridiplantae; Streptophyta; Magnoliopsida; Asparagales; Asparagaceae. Gene Ontology annotation, cellular component: nucleolus. Gene Ontology annotation, biological process: positive regulation of transcription by RNA polymerase I; rRNA processing. Gene Ontology annotation, molecular function: protein binding. Bases 97 to 1680 code for a protein of 527 amino acids.
GCAACAAUCCUCUCUCUCUCUCUCUCUUUCUUUCUUCCCAAAACCUCAAACUCACUCCCAAAACACAGCCAAACCCUAGACCCUAAAACCCUAAUAAUGGCGGCGGACACCAGCAAACCCUUCUUCCCCGUGGAAUCCCGUCACCGGCCUCGCCAGCCCAAAACCCUAACUCCCAAAUCGAGAUUCUGGCGUUCUUUCAAAUCGGCCCCUCUCUCAAAUAAUCUAAUUCUUCCCGUAACUUCUAUUGAGUUCUCGCCUUUGGCUCCUCACGAUCUCGCGUUUUCCGUGUCGGCGUCGAUUCAUUUGUAUAGUGGGAGUUCUCUGACGCCGAAAUCGUUUUCGCCGUUGGGUUCUUUCUCUGAUGUUGCGUAUUCGCCUUCGUUUCGAUGCGAUGGGCAGUUGCUUGCUGCUGGGGGAGAGUCUGGACUCGUUCAGGUCUUUAAACUUGAUAAGGCUGGCCAUGCUAUCCGUCGCCUACGUGCACACUCUCGCCCUGUACAUGUAGUUCGUUACCCUCGAAUUCUUGACAAGCUACAUCUAUUUUCUGGAGGCGAUGAUGCCUUCCUAACUUACUGGGAUGUACCCUCUGAGACCCAACUCUUAACAGUCCCUGGAGCCCAUAAAGACUACAUUCGCGCUGGCUCUACAUCCCCAAUCAGCUCAGAAGUCAUAGCCACGGGAUCGUAUGAUCAUUCUAUCAAAGUUUGGGAUGUUAGAGUAUCAAAUAGUUCAAGCCCAGUUAUUAAUUUUGAUCAUGGACACCCAGUUGAGAGUGUACUCUUCUUACCUUCUGGUGGUCUUAUUGCAACCGCUGGGGGUAAUAGUGUCAAAAUUUGGGAUGUUAUCGGUGGCGGGAGAUUGAUUCAUACAUUGGAUAGUCAUAAUAAGACAGUAACAUCAAUGUGUCUCGGAAAAAUUGGUACUGAAAAUGGCGGAGAGAGUAGAAUUAUGAGCGUGUCAAUUGAUGGGUAUUUGAAAUGUUUUGAUUUUGCUGCUCUUAAAGUUACUCAUUCAAUGAGGUACCCAGCUCAGUUGUUGUCUGUGGGGUUCUCUCCAUCAGGAAUAGCUCGGGUUGUGGGGACUUCAAAUGGAAAUGUAUAUAUUGGAAAGAAAAAGAAAAAGGAUGAUGAGAAGAUGGAAAUUGUUGAUGACUUCAGUGCUUUUCGUCCUGAGCCUAAAGAAAAGGUUUUGAGGCCAACCAAUUUUAGAUACUUUCAUCGCGGCCAAAAUGAGAAGGCACUUCAAAGUGAUUUUGUUGUGAAGAAGCCAGCCAAGGUGAAAUUGGCAGAGCAUGAUAAGCUUUUGAAGAAGUUUCGGCAUAAAGAUGCACUUGUUUCUGCAUUGAAUGGAAAAAAUCCUAGUGGCAUUGUGGCAGUUAUGGAAGAAUUGGUAGCAAGAAAGAAGCUUGUUAAGUGCGUGGUGAAUUUGGAUGUGGAUGAGCUUGGAUUGCUAUUAGGGUUUCUUCAUAGAAAUGCUACAUUACCGAGAUAUGCAAGGUUUUUGAUGGGUUUAGCGAAGAAAGUUAUUGAGUUAAGGUCUGAGGAUUUGCAGAGUUCAGAAGAGUUGAGGGUUCAUGUCAGGAAUUUGAAGCGGAUGGUUGCUGAGGAGAUAAAGAUACAACGGUCUUUGCAAGAGAUUCAAGGGAUGAUCUCGCCUUUGCUCGCAAUUGCUGGAAGGUAGAUUUUUGUUGCUGCAGCUUUCUGAUGUAUGAAUAUGAUAUCUACACAUCGUUUUUCGAGGCACAAGUUAAUGUAGACAUUUUUAUAUAGGGGUUUUUUGCUAUUUUCCUUUAAUUCAUGAGUUUUGUAAUCGGUAGAAGGCUUUGCGUUGCUACCAGAUUGCUUGUUGUAUUUGAUGCCUCUACAAUCAGUUCUAUAGAUGCUUUGGUUCUUGAUUAAUUGAACCUGUAACCAGUAAUUUGUUUUUGCAAUUCAGUUUGUUAUUUAAUAGU